GCUGGGCUGGGCUGGGAGCGGAGGGAAGAAAGGGAGACUCGCGGGUUGCUGCUUCUCCCCGUUCCUGCGGGUUGCGAAGGGCAGGGCGAGCCUCCUCGAGUGCACUCUUCCAGCCCGCAGAGCCAGGAGCUCCCUCCUGCUUGGAGCCGCAAUUCUUCUCCUUUUUAUUUUUCAGUAAUAAAACUAUUCGCCACUAGGAGGGGGGGGGGAAAGAACGAACAAACCGACCCCAGUUUUGAUUGUUGGGGGGCUGUUUCCCGAGAUGUCUUAUCAGGGGAAGAAAAAUAUCCCACGGAUCACGAGUGAUCGUCUUUUGAUCAAGGGUGGUAAAAUAGUUAAUGAUGACCAGUCUUUCUAUGCAGAUAUUUACAUGGAAGAUGGGUUGAUAAAGCAAAUAGGGGAGAAUCUGAUUGUGCCCGGUGGAGUGAAAACUAUUGAAGCCCAUGGAAGGAUGGUCAUCCCCGGGGGAAUAGAUGUCCAUACCCGCUUCCAGAUGCCAGAGCAGGGAAUGACCUCUGCUGAUGACUUCUUCCAAGGAACCAAAGCUUCCCUGGCUGGAGGCACCACCAUGAUCAUUGAUCACGUAAUUCCAGAGCCAGGGUCCAGCCUGCUCACCGCGUUUGACCAGUGGCGAGAAUGGGCGGAUAGCAAGUCCUGCUGUGACUACUCCCUCCACGUGGAUAUCACAGAGUGGCAUAAAGGUGUUCAGGAGGAGAUGGAAGCCCUCGUGAAAGACCAUGGUGUGAACUCCUUCUUGGUUUACAUGGCCUUCAAAGAUCGCUUUCAGCUCACUGACUCGCAGAUAUAUGAGGUCCUGAGUGUAAUCCGUGAUAUUGGUGCCAUUGCUCAAGUCCAUGCUGAGAACGGUGACAUCAUUGCUGAGGAGCAGCAGAGGAUUCUGGAACUGGGGAUCACAGGCCCUGAAGGGCACGUAUUGAGCAGACCUGAGGAGGUGGAGGCUGAGGCUGUGAAUCGGGCAAUCACCAUUGCCAACCAAACCAACUGCCCCCUCUACAUUACCAAGGUGAUGAGCAAAAGCGCCGCAGAUGUUAUUGCUCAGGCCAGGAAAAAGGGCACUGUGGUAUAUGGCGAACCCAUCACAGCCAGCCUGGGGACGGAUGGAUCUCAUUACUGGAGUAAGAACUGGGCCAAGGCAGCAGCCUUUGUCACUUCCCCCCCACUGAGUCCUGACCCAACCACUCCUGACUUUCUCAACUCGCUGCUGUCUUGUGGAGACCUUCAAGUAACUGGUAGUGCCCACUGCACCUUCAACACUGCCCAGAAAGCUGUUGGAAAGGAUAACUUUACCCUGAUCCCUGAAGGGACCAACGGGACUGAAGAAAGAAUGUCCAUCAUCUGGGAUAAGGCUGUGGUGACUGGUAAGAUGGAUGAGAACCAGUUUGUGGCUGUGACCAGCACAAAUGCAGCUAAGAUUUUCAACCUGUAUCCUCGGAAGGGGCGCAUUGCAGUGGGUUCUGAUGCUGACUUAGUUAUCUGGGACCCUGACAGUGUCAAGACGAUCUCUGCGAAGACUCAUAACAUAGCUCUGGAGUACAACAUCUUUGAAGGCAUGGAGUGCCGUGGGUCUCCGCUGGUGGUUAUCAGCCAGGGGAAGAUUGUGCUGGAGGAUGGGAACCUCCAUGUAACUGAGGGGUCUGGAAGAUACAUCCCCAGGAAACCGUUCCCCGAUUUUGUGUACAAGCGCAUCAAGGCCAGGAGCAGGCUGGCUGAGCUGAGAGGUGUCCCACGUGGACUGUAUGAUGGUCCUGUCUGCGAAGUAUCAGUGACACCAAAGACUGUCACACCAGCAUCCUCUGCUAAGACAUCUCCAGCCAAACAGCAGGCCCCACCUGUCAGAAACCUGCACCAGUCUGGAUUUAGCUUGUCUGGCGCACAGAUCGAUGAUAACAUCCCCCGCCGCACUACGCAGCGCAUCGUGGCCCCACCCGGCGGACGUGCCAACAUCACCAGCUUGGGCUAAGAAACGAACCCUUCUGUGGCCGCCUAGCGGACCCGGGGAAGGGGGCGCGGGGCACUGGAGACCCUUGUGAUUCAUUUAGAGCCUGUGACAGUUACUGCGGGCAACCAAUGGGUGGGGUCAAGUAAGGCACCACUUUCUGUUCCCUCUCAACCCCCCGCCCUCCUCAUCCUCACUGCACCCACUCACGUCCCCUCCUGCCCCUGAACAUCUAAAGAGACAACCCCAGCCCUGUUUUUGACACCUCUGACAUGCAGAAAUAAAUGGAAAGAGGAUGUUUGCCACACGUGGCCUCUGUUCCCAUUCAACAUCUUUCUUUUGGCAAAGGAAGGAGAAAGUGAAUUUCCCAGGAGCUGCCUUUAUUUAAAAAAAAAAAAAAAAAAAAAAAAAAAAAAAAAAAAAAAAAUGCUUUUAUUGAAUGUUGAGCAGGCUAGAAAAUUCAUGGGGUGAAACUGGAUAAGUCUUGUGGUCCUGACCUGCAGCACAGCAGCAGAGGGACACGGGUCUAAACCAUAGGUCUGCCUUCUCCCAUCACUACCCUUGUGAGCUCACAGACCAGCUGUGUCUCUGCCACUUGAAUUGGCUCCUAGAGAUUGACAACAGGCAUCAUUACCAUGUUGGUGGGUUGAGCUAUUUUUAUUGUUUCUUUUCCUUCCGGAUUUUGCUGCAAAUCAGGUCCUUGAGGAUCCUUCCUUUUUAUUUUUUUAAAAAAUUCUGUUCGUGUUUUUAUUUUUUUAAAUGUUUUUGUACCAUUGUGUUUACAAAGCCUUAUCUCAGCAUUGAGAAUUCCUGCCCUGUCCCUGCCCCCUUGCCCCCUCCUUUGAGCUGCAGGGUCUCAACAGCACCACUGCCAUUGCGAUAGUUUGCUGUAGGAGUUCAGAGCACUUCACCAUUUCAGCCAGCACUUGGUGCUUAGGUUAGUUUUACGUGUUUAUGAAUCCCUGACAAGAUGCUCAUGAGCUAUGAUCUCCGUCAAGGUGUACCAGAUCUUCAGUUGGGCUAAGUCAGCUGAUGGACGCCCUCAGAGGAUCUGGAAAGGAGUCUCUAGAAAACCUCUACACAAUUAACUUGUCAUUUCUGGAGGAGAAAGUCGGUAACUUGGGGCUUUAGUCAGGUACUGCCACGCUGCCAAACGAACCCAAUUUAAUUGAGUAGCUACCCAUCACCCUGAUAAUCAGGAAAACAGGAUGUGGAAGAGCAGUCAUUUUGAAGAGUCCUGUCUUUUGCUGUCAUCUGAAAGCCCGUCAUUAAAACACAGAAGAAAUUCUUUAUCAAUGGCAGCUGCAAUCAUAGAGUCAGCUGUGCUGGGAAUCGCUUGUGAUUUCAGUGUAGAUCUGUUGCCAGUCAUUUACAAAUUGGUUAAACAUGUAACAUCCCUUCAGGACUUUACUCUCAUGCAAGUACUAGCAAAGGCCUACGUAUUGCCCACCAUAGUCACUGGAGUUUUGUCCUUCUCCGGGCCACAUCGAGCACAGAAGCUGCUUGCUGCCUGUGAACUAAGGAAAAAGGACCCUUUGGAUCUGAUAGGCGGUAGGCAUUGCAACCCAUUCAAGGAGGUGGGCUCUGCUUAUUAAGCUCAAGGAAUCAAUUUUGUAAGAGCCAGAGGGCUCAAUCCCUGCAGAUGGAGACUGUUACAUGGGCACUAUUUAUGUCCUACAUAAAGCCUGUCUUGAAGGCUGUAGUGGUGCAGAAGCCUUGGGCUGGUUGUUUACAUAGAGGUUAUUGCUACCCACAGCUAACAAAGCAUUAUUCCCACUGCCUUUUUGUCCCCUGCCCUUGUCUGCACCAUCUGCUUCCUUGUCUCUCUGUGUUUUAGCACAUGCAUUAUCUUUGUGUUUCCAUGCAUUUUUAAUAUGUUGUUUGGAGGUUCUUGCAAGGAAAAUAGAUAUACGCAGGCUUUUCAGAAUAAAUCCCAACUCUGCUGUUACAGCACACUCAGUGCUGGGAUUUUCAGAGGAUCUUGAAACCAUUUGGGCAUCUAAAUCCCACUGGGUUGCAGCACUUAACUCCUUUAGGUUCCUUUGAAAAAGCAGCCUGAAAAACAAAAUUGGACUAUUCAUCCAUCCAAGCAUUUUCCAUUUUGGUUUAACUCUGGGGUCUUUUGGGUAAGGACGUUCAGUGUUGUGUGGAUCUGAUCCAUAAACAUGUGUAUGUGCUCGCGCACACGCACAUCUUGCAGCUGUACUUAAUUUUUAUCCCACCUGUGCUUUGAAAUACAUUUGAACAAGUUGGGGAGAGAGAACCACAAAUUCAUUUCAAUUCUGUGAAAAGUUUGCAGCUCUUCAGUAUUCACUUAAGUCUUCCUUGUUCCCUUCACUGAUCCAUGAUGACUUUUUUUUUUUCCGUUUGUUCUUUAAAAGGAAAAACAAAAAAAAAAAAUCACAAAAAAAAGAUUUUUGCAGGCUUGUAAGCAUGUUCUUUUCCUGUGGGAGCUCGUACGCUUUGUGUCUGUUUAAUGAAUGUCAUAUGUAAAUGCUUAAAGAAAAAAAAUGACGACUUAAUUAACCGCAGUGACUUGAAGCUCUAAAAAAAAAAAAAAAAAAAAAAAAGAAAAAAAGAAAAAAAGUAGGAUUUAAUACUAGCUGGAUUUAAUCCUUGGAUUUGUGGUUGUGAUUCAUGAGUGAAGGAGCUGUAAGUGCUAAAGCUGAUCAUGUGUGUUAGACAAGAAGAAGUACUGAUAUUUGACCAUUGUCUCAAUGGCAACAAUCCCCUCCCCGUCCCUUCCCGAGUCUUGUGUUUUAUUCCUUAAGAACUCUGUGUUAUAUUACCAUGGGAACUCCUAAUAAAGACAAAAUGUUGUUGUUUCA
Messenger RNA from Gavialis gangeticus (Gharial), 4785 nucleotides. It is a transcript of the gene DPYSL2, whose product is annotated as dihydropyrimidinase like 2. The transcript has 14 exons. Gene Ontology annotation, cellular component: cytoplasm; cytosol. Gene Ontology annotation, molecular function: hydrolase activity, acting on carbon-nitrogen (but not peptide) bonds, in cyclic amides. Lineage: Eukaryota; Metazoa; Chordata; Crocodylia; Gavialidae. Bases 263 to 1981 code for a protein of 572 amino acids. The record is from RefSeq and is a predicted model, not a curated record.